This is a messenger RNA of Ruditapes philippinarum (Manila clam), 6818 nucleotides long. Its product is annotated as sushi, von Willebrand factor type A, EGF and pentraxin domain-containing protein 1-like. The annotation marks the transcript as partial. Lineage: Eukaryota; Metazoa; Mollusca; Bivalvia; Venerida; Veneridae. The transcript has 39 exons. The record is from RefSeq and is a predicted model, not a curated record.
AACGAAAUCAAUUUUAUUUGUUUUUUUUUAAAUUGUCCAAUUUUACAUAUCGUUUAGACUGCGGGGAAUUGUCCGUGACAAAUGGAAUCUUAAAUGACAGUGUAACAACUUUCGGUACAGUGGUGAAGGUAAAUUGUAAUACUGGAUAUAUCAACUCCUCUAAUACACCUCUAGUAUGUGAAGCAGACGGUAAUUGGAGUGGAAAUUUAUCAUGUGAACCAGUUGACUGCGGUGAGUUAUCUAUCUUGAAUGGAGGUGUAAGUAGCAGCAACACAACAUACGGUACAGAGAUUUAUGUUGAUUGUUUCGAGGGAUACGACGUUAGCAACCCUUUUGCAGUAAUAUGUCAAUCUAAUGGUAAUUGGAGUGAUGUCCCAACUUGCGACCCAGUCGAUUGUGGCUCUGAAUUUAACAUCAGCAAUAGCUGGGUAACUCUAAAUAAUGAAACUGAUACGACAUUUGGGACAUCGGCUAACGUCGAAUGUCAUUACGGAUAUGAAACAAAUGUGACAACUAUAUAUUGUCAGUCGUCAGGUGAAUGGGAUACAACUGUAUGUACAAGAAUUGAUUGCGGACCAGUGCCAGAAAUUUUACAUAGCAACACAACUCUUGAUGUUGAGGGAGAAACAAAGUUCAAUGACCGGGCUACAGUUAAAUGUGAUACAGGAUAUGCAACGGAAAUAGACAAUAACCCGUACAAAGUGUUUUACGUCUUUUGUAGAGGAUCGGGCACAUGGGAUAAUCGGACCUGUAAUAUCUCAGAUUGCGGACUUCCACCAAACGAUACGUUGAAUGGAGAGUUUAUACUUGACGAGGAGGGAGUAACGACAUAUGGAGCAAACGCUACAUUAACUUGUAUAGAUGGUUAUGAAAGCAGUAAUCCUGUGAUAACCUGUCAGGAACUUAAUACCUGGUCAACAUAUGAACCGUGCUUAAUAAAAGAUUGCAAUACAGUACCGUUUAUAACCUUUGGGACAAUAAUGCCGAUUGACGAUGGCAACACAACCUAUGGUGCUGUUGCAAACGUGACAUGUGAACAUGGAUACAAUUCCAGUAAAGAAUAUAUCCAGUGUCUUAGAAACGGAACUUGGGAAAGUGUAACUUGUGAAAAAAUUGAUUGUGGACUGGUGCCAGAAGUACUAAAUGGUAAUACUACUCUUGCAUUUGAGGGAUAUACACAGUUAGGUGAACGAGCUGUUGUUGAAUGUGACAUUGGAUAUCACAUAAAUGGUACCUUCUUGAAGUUUGAUUUCAUAUUUUGUACACCUGCAGGUACAUGGGAAAAUCGUACCUGCGAUUUCUCAGACUGCAGCUCUCUACCAAACGAUACGUUGAAUGGAGAGUUUAUACUUGACGAGGAAGGAGUAACGACAUAUGGAACAAACGCUACAUUAACUUGUAUAGAAGGUUAUGAAAGCAGCAACCCUGUGAUAACUUGUGAGGAAUUUGAUACCUGGUCAACAUAUGAACCGUGCUUAAUAAAAGAUUGCAAUACAGUACCAGCUAUAGAAAGUGGGACAAUUUUACCGAUCGACGGUGGCAACACAACCUAUGGUGCUGUUGCAAUCGUGACAUGUGACUAUGGAUACAAUUCCAGUAAAGAAUAUAUCCAGUGUCUUAGUAACGGAACUUGGGAAAGUGUAACUUGCGAAAUAAUAGAUUGUGGAGAUGUCCCGUUAUUAGAUUACGGAAGCAUAGCUUUGCAAAUUGACGGAAAUAGCUCAUAUGGUGCUGUAGCCAAUGUGACAUGUGAUACGGGUUAUAACACAACAUUACAUACCAUACAGUGUCAGAUAACAGGACAGUGGCAGGACACAACAUGUACUGUUGUUGUAUGUGGAGAUGUUUCACUAAUAAAUGGUGGAAUAAUCGAUUUGCAAGAAGCCGGUAAUAGCUCAUACGGCGCCUUUGCCGAUGUGAUAUGUGAUACAGGCUAUAACACAACGUUAGAUACUAUACAGUGUCUUGAUACGGGAGAAUGGGAAAACGCGACUUGUACUGUUGUUGAUUGUGGAGAUGUGCCGUUUAUAAAUAAUGGAAACAUAGUUUUGCAAGAGGAGGGAAAUAGCUCAUACGGCGCCUUAGCCAAAGUAACAUGUAACAUAGGCUAUAACACAACGUCAGAUACCAUACAGUGUCUUAAUACAGGGGAAUGGGAUAACGCAACUUGCACUAUUGUUGAUUGUGGAGAUGUGCCGGUUAUAAAUGAUGGAAGCAUUAUUUUACAAGAGAGUGGAAAUAGCUCAUACGGUGCCUUAGCCGAAGUAACAUGUAACACAGGCUAUAACACGACAUUAAAUACCAUAGUUUGUCUGGACACAGGGGAAUGGGAAAACAUCACUUGCAAUAUUAUUGACUGUGGAAAUGUCCCAUCAGUUUUGAAUGGGAGCAUAGAACUUGUAGAAGAUGGGAAUACCACAUACGGUGCUUUAGCUGAAGUGAUAUGUGACACAGGUUAUAACAAAUCGCGAGAUAUUUUAGAAUGUCACAAUACUGGCGAAUGGGAUAAACCUACAUGUGAUCUUAUAGAUUGUGGAACUGUUCCGUUGAUAAAUGGUGGAUCCAUAAUCUUAAACCAGGCUGGAAAUAUCUCUUAUGGUGCUCUUGCAGAAGUUAGAUGUAACACCGGCUAUAAUACAACCUUACCUACCAUAGAGUGUGGCGAUAAUGGGAAAUGGGAUAACACGACUUGUGAUAUUGUUGACUGUGGAAACGUACCAUUAAUAUCGAAUGGAAGCAUAACCCUAAUAGAAGAUGGAAACACGACUUACGGCGCUUUAGCGGAAGUGACAUGCGAAACAGGUUAUAAUGAGACGCUAAAUAUCAUAGAAUGUCGGAACACCGGGGACUGGGAUGCUACUGAUUGUAAUUUGAUAGAUUGUGGAACUGUUCCGUUGAUUAAUGGUGGAUCCAUAACCUUAAACCAGGCUGGAAAUAGCUCUUAUGGUGCUCUUGCAGAAGUUAGAUGUAACACCGGCUAUAAUACAACCUUACCUACCAUAGAGUGUGGCGAUAAUGGGAAAUGGGAUAACACGACUUGUGAUAUUGUUGACUGUGGAAACGUACCAUUAAUAUCGAAUGGAAGCAUAACCCUAAUAGAAGAUGGAAACACGACUUACGGCGCUUUAGCGGAAGUGACAUGCGAAACAGGUUAUAAUGAGACGCUAAAUAUCAUAGAAUGUCGGAACACCGGAGACUGGGAUGCUACUGAUUGUACUUUGAUAGAUUGCGGAACUGUUCCACAGCUAGAUAAUGGCAAUGUAGUGUUAAAAGUGGAUGGACUGAGCUCUUAUGGCUCAGAAGCAGUUGUUACAUGCGAACAAGGCUAUAAUACUACUUCAGAAACAAUACAAUGUCUUGACACUGGAAAAUGGGAUAACACUAGUUGCGAAAUAGUUGAUUGCGGAGAAGUACCUGUUGUUACAAAAGGUACCAUCACUCUUCUAGAAGAAAAUAACACAACCUAUACCGCACUUGCGAACGUAAGCUGUGAACCGGGCUACAAUGCAAGCAAAGGCAUAAUACAAUGUCUAGAAACGGGACUCUGGGAAAUAACUGAAUGUCAAAUACUAGAUUGCGAUGCUGUGCCAGACGUUUUAAAUGGGAUUGUAGCCUUACAAGAAUCUGAAAAUACUACAUAUGGUAAACAAGCCGAGGUUAUAUGUAACAGUGGCUACAAUGCAACCUCCGAAACAAUACUUUGUCUAGAAACAGGAAAAUGGGAAACUCCACAGUGUAAAAUAUUAGAUUGUGAGGCUGUGCCGAUCAUCGCGAAUGGACAAAUUACUCUUACACAAGAUGGAAAUACCACACAUGGUGCAAUAGCGAGUGUAUCAUGUUUAACAGGAUAUAACGCGACAGUAGACACUAUUCUGUGUCUAGAUACAGGAGAAUGGGACAAUGCAACAUGUAAUUCAAUAGACUGUGGAAACGUACCAUCAAUAUUGAAUGGAAGCAUAGCCCUAAAAGAAAAUGGAAACACGACUUACGGCGCUUUGGCGGAAGUGACAUGCGACACAGGUUAUAAUGAGACGCUAAAUAUCAUAGAAUGUCGGGACACCGGGGACUGGGAUGUAACUGGAUGUAAUUUGAUAGAUUGCGGAAAUGUUCCACUGCUAGAUAAUGGAAAUGUAGUGUUAAAAGUGGAUAGACUGAGUUCUUAUGGCACAGAAGCAGUUGUUACAUGCGAACAAGGCUAUAAUGCUACUUCAGAAACAAUACAAUGUCUUGACACUGGAAAAUGGGAUAACAUUAGUUGCGAACUAGUUGAUUGCGGAGAAGUACCUGUUGUUACAAAAGGUACAGUCACACUUCUAGAAGAAAAUAAUACAACCUAUAGCGCACUUGCAAACGUAAGCUGUGAAACGGGUUACAAUGCAAGCAUAGGCAUAAUUCAAUGUCUAGAAACGGGACUCUGGGAAACAACUGAAUGUCAAAUACUAGAUUGCGAAGCUGUGCCAGACGUUUUAAAUGGGAUUGUGGCAUUACAAGAAUCUGAAAAUACUACAUAUGGUAAACAAGCCGAGGUUAUAUGUAACAGUGGCUACAAUGCAACCUCCGAAACAAUACUUUGUCUAGAAACAGGAAAAUGGGAAACUCCACAGUGUGAAAUAUUAGAUUGUGAGGCUGUUCCAAUCAUCGCUAAUGGACAAAUUACUCGUACACAAGAUGGAAAUACCACGUAUGGCGCGAUAGCGAAUGUAUCAUGUUCAAUAGGAUAUAAUGCCACAGUAGACACUAUACUGUGUCUAGAUACAGGAGAAUGGGAUAAUGCAACAUGUUAUUUAAUAGAUUGCGGUACCGUUCCUGAGGUUGUCAACGGAAACGUGGCUUUAUUAGAUGUAGUAAACACAACAUAUGGUGCUUUAGCGGACAUAACCUGUGAGACUGGCUAUAACUCGUCUUUGGAUUCCAUACAGUGCCGUGAAACCGGGGUCUGGGAUACUGCUUCAUGCGAUUUAAUAAGCUGUGGAAACGUGUCAGUAAUAUCGAAUGGAGACAUAACACUUAUAGAUGAAGGCAAUACUACAUACGGCGCCUUAGCUGAAGUUACAUGUAACACAGGCUAUAAUAAAACCAUAAACAUUAUAGAAUGUCACGACACCGGAGAAUGGGAUGUUCCUGCUUGUUACUUAAUAGACUGUCGAGAUGUCCCAACGAUAUCUAAUGGAACCAUUUACCUAAAAGAAGAAGAAAAUACCACAUACGGAGCUUUGGCGGAAGUAGUAUGUGAAAAUGGCUAUAACGAAACUCUAGAUAUAAUCGAAUGUCGCAAUACAGGGGAAUGGGAUGCCGUUGAAUGUUAUUUAAUUGAUUGUGGAAUACUUCCAUCAAUUGAUAAUGGAAGCAUUGCUUUGAAAGAGGACGGAAAUAGCUCAUUCGGUGCCAUAGCUGAAGUGACGUGCUACAUUGGCCAUAACGCGACUUUAGAAACCAUAAUGUGUCGUGAUACUGGGAAAUGGGAUAAUACUUCAUGUGAAAUUAUAAACUGCGGAGAUGUCCCAACGAUAUCUAAUGGAACCAUUGACCUAAAAGAAGUAGGAAAUACCACAUACGGAGCUAUUGCGGAGGUAGUAUGUGAACAUGGCUUCAACGAGACUCUUGAUAUAAUCGAAUGUCGCGAUACAGGGGAAUGGGAUGUCGUAAGAUGUUAUUUAAUUGAUUGUGGAAUACUUCCACCAAUUGAUAAUGGAAGCAUUGCUUUGAAAGAGGACGGCAAUAGCUCAUUCGGUGCUUUAGCUGAAGUGACGUGCAACAUUGGCCAUAACGCGACUUUAGAAACCAUAAUGUGUCGUGACACUGGGAAAUGGGAUAAUACUUCAUGUGAAAUUAUAAAUUGUGGAGAUGUGCCUACUGUUAUAAAGGGAUCUGUUACAUUAUUAGAAGAAAAUAACACAACGCAUAGCGCACUUGCAAAUGUAAGCUGUGAUACAGGUUACAAUGCAAGCAUAGGUAUAAUACAAUGUCUAGAAACGGGACAAUGGCAAACAACUGAAUGUCAGCUACUUGAUUGUGAAUCUGUUCCAAUGGUUUUAAAUGGGGUCGUCGCAUUAAUUGAAGCUGAAAAUACGACGUAUGGACAAUUGGCAGAGGUCACGUGCAAUAAAGGCUACAAUUCAACCUCCGGAACAAUAAAGUGUCUAGAGACUGGAAAAUGGGAAACCCCACAAUGUGAACUAUUGGAUUGUGAGGCUGUUCCGGUCAUCGCUAAUGGACAAGUUACUCUUACACAAGCUGGAAAUACCACGUAUGGCGCGAUAGCGAAUGUAUCAUGUUCAACAGGAUAUAACGCGACAGUAGACACUAUACUGUGUCUAGAUACAGGAGAAUGGAAUGAUGCAACAUGUACUUUAAUAGAUUGUAGUGUAGCCCCUAAAGUGUCUAAUGGAAACGUAGCUUUGCUCGAAGAAGAAAAUACUACAUAUGGAGCAUUAGCGGAAAUAACCUGUGAGACUGGUUAUAAUUUUUCUGUGCCAACCAUACAGUGUCGUGAUACCGGGAUCUGGGAUACUGCUACAUGCGAUUUAAUUGUUUGUGAACCAUCACCGACGAUAGAAAACGGGGACAUAACUUUACAAGAAGAAGGAAAUCAUUCUUUUGGUGCAAUAGCUCGUAUUGACUGUAACACAGGUUAUACUGCAAGUAUAACUACCAUACAAUGUCGUGAAAAUGGGACUUGGGAUACGACCAUCUGUUCAAUAAUAGAUUGUGGCGGACCAGAUGAUCUAAUGAAUGGUACUAUCAAUACUUCUAAUGGUACAACAUAUGGUUCAACUGCCACAUAUUCAUGCCAAAUAAGGCUUGUUUAUUUUUGGUGA